UCGCUUACGUGAACGUGUUUAUGAAGUAAUUAUAUCAACAUCUGGUUUGUUGUUGAUUGAAGUUCCGUGUAGGUCAGAUUCCGAUAAAUGCUUAUUUAGACGGCUUUUGUGACCCCGUAAAGUACAUUGAAAUCAACAUUUUUUCGAUAUGCCGCUGCAAUUGUAAAUUUUCGUUGCUUCAGUUCGCUGUUAUUAUUUUUCUAUCGAUCUUCGUGAUUGCCCCGCUAAUAAUUAUGCUGAAAAAUAUUGUCGUUUUGUGUAUAACGAUUGUAUCAGCGAAAUCAGAACACCCAUAUGAUGAAUCCUGGCAUAGGAAAUGGUUUCCUCAUGGGCCCGGAGAGCAGGAUUCGAAUCAAGCAGUCAGCGAAUCCAAGAAUUUGUACGACGCUCAUCAUGGAAUCGCUAUGGGGGUGGUGGAUAGUAGCUGUGAUGAUGGAAAGAUAAACCUUCAAAUCGAUUGGUACAACAAUGUGGAAAAUUACACUUGCUUUCACAACCGGAGCCUCUAUUUGCCCCAGAAAACCGUACAUCCCAUUCACAGCGUGGAACACAUUCCGCAAGAAUACAGCGCUUCGCACAAAUGUAUGAACGAAUCGAUUGAAUAUGAUGAGACUAUUCCCACAUUUGGUACCCAUAGGCCACUAUGGGCCGUUUAUGGCGAGUUCACUUUCCUACCCAGACAACGAUGGAUACACAACUUGGAGCAUGGGGCUGUUGUAAUGUUGUACCAUCCAUGCGCCAAUCCGAACGAAAUCAGCAUGUUGCGACGAAUCGUAAAAAAAUGCCUGUAUCGACAUGUAAUUACGCCCCUGAAUCUACUCAGCCCAACAAGGCCCUUGGCGCUGGUAACUUGGGGCCAUCGCCUUGAAAUGUCGAAACUGGCCCCCGAAGUUGCGGUGGACUUUAUCCGAAGACACGCGCUUAAAGGCCCAGAGAAAACACAUCGAAAUGGUCAGUAUGACUACUUGAUAAAGGACCAAGCUCAAGUCAUUUCGGACUUGGACGACAAAACACUUUGCCCAUCAUUUCCGUACGUCGACACCGGCAUUCAGAUGAAGAAGUAAUUGGGUGGAAUGUUUUUGCUUCUGGAGUCAGUGAUUUUUUAUAUUAAGGCCAAUCCUCAAAAAACAUAUAAACAUACUUCCAUCUAGGUAAGGAAAGAACGCGUACAGCUCGAAUAAAAAAAUAUUUAUAGGUGCCAAUCUGAAAGUUUAUGUGGUGAUUUCCAGAGGCCUAAAUCUCUUCAGUUUUUCUAGAUAAAAGUGGGGUUUUUCGGUUUUUUUUUACUUAAGGAGCUCGCUUUAUACAUUUAAGCCUAAAAAACCUCAAUUUUUUUUACCGUUGCCGAAAGUGGCGAGUGUCCGACAAGUCGCCAACCAUGCAUUUUUUCUAGUGUUUUCGUAAUUUUUUUGAUUUACAUCUACUUUGCUGUUUUCUGUUAGUUAGUAAGUUAUUUUGCCUCGUUUUUGGCGCUGAGGCCAAAAGUGUUUUCACCAUUUUUCCAUAGCAUAUGACUAAAUUUACCUAAGAUAUUCUUAAGCUAUUAAGAAGUACUCACUUAAGGACACACUGCACAUUUAACUGCCAAUAUCUCAAAAACUAGUGCUCUAAGAGGUUUCGACCAAGUACAAAUUUUUUGCUCAUAAUUAAUUGAGGGCCAAAUAAAAUCAGAUUAAACACUGGUGUACAAGGUGGCAACAAAGUCAGAGCCGAUUGAAUGCAUCGAUACCCUUAAACGCAGUGCAUCCUGUAAUCAGCGGUAAAAUGAAAGCCUGUUUAAAUUUCUCUUCAAAAUGCUACAUUUCAUCUCAAUGCCCUCAAAAACGCUUGAAUUUAAGAUCGUUUAUAAAAUAUCCUUAAACAAUUGGUAAAAAGCGUCUUGUAUAUGGAGAUCCAAGCACUUGCGGACGGAUGUUUUGUUUAUUAAUAUUACUAUUAUUUCUAUUCAUUCUGUUUUAAUUAAUUAAUGAGUGUGAAUUGAAUGACUUCCAAACAUUCAAUUUAUAAAAAAAUGCAAACAAUUCUUGAUUAUCCAACGUGCCAAAUAGUUUACUCGGAUUAAAUCCCAGUCAAGUAUGCAAAUGUAUGCCAAUUUCCAUAUAGUUAAGCCUGAUAUUUUGAUGUGAUAAGCAAUUAUUGAUCGAAAAUGUAGACCAAUUCAUUCCAAAGAUGCAUUUUCCUGUAGAUAGAUAGAUUUUCCUGAACCUGUACUUGUAAGAAUGUAAGAAUUCUUUUUGGAUUUCCAAUGUGAAAGUGAAGUAUUUAGUGAUAUCGGUUUAGCCUAAAGUUGGCCUAAAUUCAAACUAUUUAUGCUUCCGUACAAAGCGGUGAGUUGUGCCAAAUAUACACGAAUUUUUGCUGAUUUUGAAAGGAAAGUUUGCACAAUGGAAAUCGUUCAAAAUCGAUUUUUAUUGGGAGUCAAAAAGCAAACUAUCAGUAGAACAGUUUGUAUGUUGCUAAUGUUGAAAGUUGCACAAAAAAUUGACUCAGUUUUUUGUAUGAUUUUACAAAGCCCUGAACUCGAUGUUAAAAUAAAAUAUGAAAACAAGUUGUUUAUGCAGAACCAGCUGACGCAUUUCGACAAAAAAAGUAUUUCGAAUUGCAAAACUUUUGAAAAAUAUGGAAAGUGAUCAACAUCUUGAUUGAUGAUUGACUCUGAAUGAAAAACGAGGCGUUUUAUCUAAAAAUAUUUGUCUUUUGCCACGUUUAAUACAUAUUUCGGUAAAAAAUGUUUCAAUCAUUAGAACCUCUAAGAAAUGUAUUAUUUUCACAAAUUUCGACUUCCAAAGUGGCGUAAGUUCACUAAUAGGAAAUAAUAGUCUUAUAAAGUAAGUCAAUUCUACUUUCAACACAAAUCAUUUCAAAUGGAAGACUUUCAAAGAAAAUGCUUGAAGAUAAGAAGCUAAAGCAAAAAUUGAAGAAGCUGAAGCAGUUUGGAACUUCUUAGCAGAUCCGAAUAAUUUCUCAAGUCAACCGCAUGCUCAAAAAUGUAACUUUAGAAAUUUAUGAAUCAUUUACAAUCUAGUGGAACUUUCAAAGCCAAAUUAGCAACUGCUUCUCAUCGUAAAAUUAAUGGAUUUGUUUAUCUGUUCCUAUUACUUUACCAUGCACUGUAUAACUGUAAACCUCGACGAACUAACAUUAAUAAAUACCGAUACCAAUAAGUAAA
Molecule: messenger RNA, 3169 nt
Organism: Dendroctonus ponderosae (mountain pine beetle)
Lineage: Eukaryota; Metazoa; Arthropoda; Insecta; Coleoptera; Curculionidae
Exons: 6
Coding region: 234-1064 (276 amino acids)
Cellular component (GO): cytoplasm
Source: RefSeq, a predicted model, not a curated record